GCCCUUUGACCUUCAAUCAUGGCCGCCGCGGGCUAAAAAGUAAAAAACACGAAACGAUCCUUCAAAGUUUGUAUGUUUUUGGCGAUCAGAUUCAUUUUUGCGGGGUAUCAACUACCCCAAGAAGUGCACAAGUGUUUUUGGACGGAACGUCAGUGAGGAAAAGCUUUUGAUUUUGUAAGGUGGAGCCCCAGGAGUGAGUAGUAGAGGAUGUUCAGUGAGCUUCAAGAGUUGGAGGAGGAGGAGAGGGUGCUGCAGUCCAUACAGACCACACUACAAGAUCAGCUCAACAGACUCAAGGUUGAGGAGCUGGCCCUGAAGAGCAUGAUAGCAGAGAAGCACGGAGUGGGGGAGAGUUUUGAAGAGAGGAGAAGUCAGGAGCUGAAGAAGCUGCUGUCUGUCAAUGAAAUGGAAGAAGAGGACUUCGAGGAGUCAAACAUUAACGAGACCCCUCUACAACUGGACCUAUCCCAGGGUGCUUUUCUCCAGCAACCAACCAAAGUGGAGGAAUUUGAGGAAGAAGAAGAUGAAGAAGAAGAUGAUGAUGAGGAACUGUAUGAAGAUGGCAUGAACAGGGACCUCAUGUUACUCAUGGACCAAGUCUGUAAAGGUCCAGAGGAUAUGGAAGAGGAGGACAGUUCUUGAUCAUUGUUUCCUUACAAUAUUAAAGGCAACCUAAGCAAUAUUACAGACUGAGUUAAAAGUGGAAUUAUUCUGGAUAAGAUCUAGAAUGAUACAAAGGAUGAAAGCAUUGGUGUUUUUCCCAGAUAUCGCUACUAAAGACCGGCCUAAAAGUAAAACCAAACAAAAACGCGAAACUUUUGUUUUUUGAAUGUAGUACCAGACAGCUUGGUAAAAAGGCUGCUAGUUUCAAGAAUACAGAAGAUAAUAGUUGUUGACAUUGUUAAAGAAGACAUCUAUUUCUGUUUAAGAAGAGUGAAGCUAAAACUUUGUGUUUAUACAAAGCUGUAUCAAGAGACCAGGGCAAUGUGUUAUGCCAAAUAUGUUGUUCCUAUAAAAAAUAUCAUCAUGUUGUAUUAAAAUAUUUUUUUAGUUAUAAUAUCCUUUUUGAAAACGUCAAGUGAAGCUUCAAGAUAAUUUUCGAAGCUAGGAUAUAGGAGAAUUCUUUAUACACAACCAGUAAUGUACUUAGCCACGUUUGGGACUGUUUUUUCAAAAUGAAAGCCCCACCUAAUUAGCUACAAAUAGCAGCAAGAAGCAGAACUCCAGGUAGAAGCUCUGAGGAAGGUGUCUGAUAGACAUUGAAACGUAGGCAAAGUCAGUUAGUAGGAUUUUUCAUCAAUCAGUGACUAGUUUUGACAGGUAAACGCUAGAGCUGUGUACCUAAACAAAUUUC
Branchiostoma floridae (Florida lancelet) is the source of this 1354-nucleotide messenger RNA. RefSeq names its product snRNA-activating protein complex subunit 5-like. Bases 208 to 642 code for a protein of 144 amino acids. The transcript is spliced from 4 exons. Gene Ontology annotation, biological process: transcription initiation at RNA polymerase III promoter; transcription by RNA polymerase II. Gene Ontology annotation, cellular component: nucleus. Lineage: Eukaryota; Metazoa; Chordata; Leptocardii; Amphioxiformes; Branchiostomatidae. The record is from RefSeq and is a predicted model, not a curated record.